This is a messenger RNA of Crotalus tigris (Tiger rattlesnake), 2389 nucleotides long. RefSeq names its product protein activator of interferon induced protein kinase EIF2AK2 (gene PRKRA). The record is from RefSeq and is a predicted model, not a curated record. The transcript has 9 exons. Bases 45 to 1037 code for a protein of 330 amino acids. Lineage: Eukaryota; Metazoa; Chordata; Lepidosauria; Squamata; Viperidae.
AGUGGGUGGGCGGGCAAAGAGGAGGUUGCUCUGGCCAGGGGGAGAUGGAGGCGCUGGUUGGGGGUAGCGUGGCUGCGUCUCUUCCUUGCGCGCCCUUAACGCCGGAGGAAUUGUCCGGGCAGCGGAACUCGCCGAGAGCAAAGCCGAAACUCGCCAGCUUGGAGGAAAUUAUUGCAGCCAAACCAAACAAAACACCGAUUCAGCUAUUGCUUGAAUAUGGCACAAAAGCUCACCUUAAUCCUGAAUAUGAAUUUGAAAAAGCCGAGGGAGAAGUACAUAUGCCCAUUUUCACGUAUAAAGUCAUCAUAGGUGACAUCAUUGCAACAGGAGAGGGUCGCAGCAAAAAGAUUGCAAAACACAGAGCUGCUGAAGCUGCACUGAAUAUUUUGAAAAGCAGUCCAAAUGUCUGUAUUUCUAUGCCAGACCAUACAAUCCCUGAACCUAUCAAUCAAGCACAGAAACAGACCAAUCCGAUUGGAUCAUUGCAAGAACUGGCUAUGAGGAAGGGUUGGAGAUUACCUGAAUAUUCACUGGCCCAGGAGACUGGGCCACCUCAUAAGAGGGAGUUUGUAAUGACUUGCAGAAUUGAAACAUUUGUAGAAACAGGUAUGGGAACAUCUAAAAAAUUAGCAAAGCGAAAUGCUGCUGAGAAAUUACUUGAAAAAUUCCACAGUUUUUGUCAGGAUAAUAUCACAAUUUCUUUAGGAAAAGAACAAAUGCAUAAUUUGGGAUGCACAUGGGAUAUCUUAAGGAACUCUUCUGGUGAAAAAAUUACUAUGUUGAAGAUAAGCUCCCUCAAUAUCCCCAAUACAGACUAUAUUCAGCUCCUUGGAGAAAUUGCAGAGGAGCAAGGUUUUAAUAUAAAAUAUUUGAACGUAGAGGAGUUGAGUGUGAAUGGACAAUUCCAGAGCCUCGUAGAACUUUCAACCAAUCCAAUCAUAGUUUGCCACGGGACAGGAAUCUCCUGGAGCAACGCCCACAAUGAUUCAGCCCACAAUGCGCUACAGUAUUUAAAAAUCAUAGCUGGGAGGAAAUAACAAAGAAUGAACAAUCAGGAAAAUCGAAACCUGCAAAGCUGCGAGCAAGGAAGGAGACAUACAGCCUACAACUCUAUAGUGUUUGAUGAAUCAGUAUCUUCAGUACCAAAGUAAUCAUUAGUGUGUGAGCAGCUGUUUCCCAAAAGGAGCCUUGAAUCCAAUGCCUUCUUUCUUAAUACUAUUUUGUACAGGGAUGGGGAAGUCUGGCUUGAGGCAAGCCUGCUGAAGAGUGCAGUGUGUUCAGCUGGAGGGAAGGAGUUUGUUCCUUCAGAAUGCCAUGCAUUGGGAGCAGAAAGUCCAGCUCAUUCUUCUCCCUUAUUUAUUUCUUACCUUGUUAAUAUGUUGCCUUGUCAAAAUAAUUAGAUAUUUCACAGAGAAACCACAAAGCAAAACAUAAACCAUAACUUCAUUGUUUCAGAACAUCUUAUUAAAAGUAGAUUAAAAUUGAAAAUCCAACUCCAAAUAAAUUAACUAGUUUCUUAAAAAUCAAAUUGACAUCCAUAAAACAACCCAGCAUGCAAAGAAUUCAGUCCCUCCCAGCCCAGUGAAACAAAACAUCUUCAGGGUUCUCCUGAAGAAUAAUGUUGCAGUGAUCUUCCAGACUCCAUUAGAGGAAGACAAGUCACCAGCAAGGCCUACCUCUUCAUCCAUUAUCAUCCCCCAGAGCUCCAUAACAGGCAGAUAGAGACACUAUCUGGCCCAAGGUCACUUCAGUUAGCUCAUCUUUCUAUUAUGCUAAACCCAUUGCCUUCUACUGUAAACCAGCCAAACUCCAACAUUCAGCAUUUUGACUCCAGAAGAUACACUCCCAUACAAUCGGAGGGGGAAGUGUUCCCUGUCCCUUGGCUUGUAUAUAUAUGAUGAACUCACUGAAGCACCACGUAGUCACAGGCAAGCCUUUGCCAUUAUGGUAGUCUAUAGCGGGUAGGCAACCUGGGCUCUUUUAUGACUCAUGGACUUCAACUCCCAGAAUUCCUGAGCCAGCAUAGCUGGGAGUUGAAGUCCAUGAGUCAUAAAAGAGCCGAGGUUGCCUACCCCUGGUCUAUAGUGAGCAACAGACUUCAGAAUAGCACACAGAUAACCUUGGGGGGGGGGGGGGAAUAAAGUGCAACAAAGAGACUGAAGACUGAGUCUUUGGUAUAAGGGAGGAGAAGGGAAACGCUGUCAGGCUUCCAAGUUUUUGUUAUCCCAAAUCUAUAGCAGAGUUUUAGUAUUUCUUGUGGCUUUCCUAACCUGGCCUGCCUUGAAGGGCAGACAGACACAGUUACAAUUUUUCUCUUCUCAGGCAGCAGUUUCUAUAAGCAGCUGAUAUCUUCACCUUUCACUGGAGCUAUGACAGUGGUGCCAAACAA